AUGGAGAAUAACGUUAAAUAUGGUCUGGGCGAAGCUCUGGGUCCUGUUGACCCUAUCGAUCCCUUUGGGCAACUGUCCAAAUCCGAGCCCAAUAAGCGCGUAUUGAAGAAUAGGGCUGCUGCGGCAAGAACAUCAGGGCACCUAAAUAUCGCCGCCAUGGGAUUAAAGGAGAUCCCGGAGGAGGUGUUGAAUAUGUAUGAUUUUGAUCCAGAAAGUGAAGGCGAUUGGUAUGAGAGCGUUGAUCUUAUAAAAUUUAUCGCGGCGGAUAAUGAAUUUGAAUCGUUAUCAGAUGCUGUAUUUCUUGAUGUUGAUUUUAAUAUCAUGGACAUGGAUGAAAACGCCAAGGGGUAUCAAUUUGGGGGGCUGGAAGUUCUAGAUCUUCAUGGCAACAUGCUAACUACUCUUCCCAAGGGUCUACGAAGGCUCCAACGGCUGCGCUCGUUGAAUCUUUCCCACAACCAGUUGGAUGUGGAAGCUUUCGAAAUCAUUACCGAAAUUUCGGCACUAACUGACUUAAAACUAGUAAAUAAUAAACUUGGGGGCAGCCUGACUUCCACUAUUGGCACUCUCUCUAAACUAGAAGUGCUAGAUCUCCGUGAAAACGGCCUCACUGAACUUCCAAAUGCUCUAUCUGACCUCACCACAUUGCGCAUUCUUAAUGUUGCCGAAAACCAGUUGACUUCGAUCCCAUUUGAGGCUCUAAAGGCCCUUCCACUCGUCGAGAUUAAUGCGCAGAAGAAUCGUCUUCGGGGACAUCUUGUUCCAGCCUCAGUUACACGCUUGGAAACGCUGCAAAUUUUGAAUGUGACGAGCAAUUUCUUGGAAAGCCUUUCUCUCGGCGAAACCCUGGAGUUACCCAACCUCCAGCAGCUAUCUAUAGAUGCAAAUCGUAUCAAGGCUUUGCCAAACAUCUCAACAUGGAAGUCACUCCUAACAUUAACUGCAGAGGAUAACGCUAUCGGUUCACUUCCGGAGGGCUUUUUACAGCUCGAAAACAUAAAAGUUGUCGAGUUCACCGGUAACAACAUAACAACGUUGGACGAGAAGCUCUCUCUAUUAGAGAAUCUUAUCUCCUUCCGUAUAGCGAACAACCCGCUCCGAGAGCGCAAAUUCCUCACCAUGGACACCGACGAAUUGAAAAGAGUCCUGCGCGGCCGAUGCGAACCCGACCAGCCAGAAGCAGAGGAAGAAGAUGGGUCAGUCCAAACUGAAUUCACCCUCGCUCCAGAGAGCCCAACAACCGCCAACGCCUGGCGCAUAAAAUCUGGCGGCGUUCUCGACUGCUCUUCCACCGAUUUGGCCAGCCUUGACCCAGCGGACCUGGAACCCUUCCUCGCUUCCUCCACAGCGAUAAAAUGCCUAUACCUGCACCACAACUGCUUUCACAGUCUUCCUGUAGUCAGCCUCUCCCUCCUCUCCCAUACUCUCACUGACCUCGACUUCUCACACAACCCCUUUUCCUCCACCCCCACAACACCCCUACUAACAACGCCGCUCUCUCUCCCUCAUCUCCAAAACCUCACGUUAAGCUCCACAGGCCUAACAACUCUCGAGCACCUCCAACGCCACCUCUCUGCUCCCAACCUCACCUUCCUCGACGUCUCCAACAACCGCCUCAUGGGAACCCUACCGCACAUCCGACACAGCUACCCAUCCCUAAUCACCUUCCUCGUGUCCGAUAACCAAAUCGACAGCUUGGAGUUCGACGCCGUGUGCGGCUUACAGGUGCUGGACGUCAGUAAUAAUAGCAUCUCGUUUUUGCCGCCUAGAUUGGGACUGUUAGGGAGCGAGGGGACCGCAGGAGCGGGGAAUAGGAAUUGCUUCCGUGUCCCUCGCUGGCAGGUUGUGUCGAAGGGGACAGAGGCGGUGUUGGAGUGGUUGAAGAAUCGGAUUACGGCUGAGGAGCUCAGGGAGUGGGGAGUUGUGGAGGAGGAGGGUGUGAAUUGA
Histoplasma mississippiense is the source of this 1947-nucleotide messenger RNA. RefSeq lists its product with no specific name. The record is from RefSeq and is a predicted model, not a curated record. Bases 1 to 1947 code for a protein of 648 amino acids. The transcript is spliced from 2 exons. NCBI's taxonomy places the organism in Eukaryota, Fungi, Ascomycota, Eurotiomycetes, Onygenales, Ajellomycetaceae. Gene Ontology annotation, molecular function: protein binding.